AUCAUUAUGUCAGAGGAUGUUGUGGGCACUAAAAUGGGUUCGCGGCGUUGUUCCUUUCAGCCAGUUACCCAUUGCAUUUUCGAGCUGGAUGGCCUGCUGAUAGACAGCGAACGGCUGAGAGCCGAAUCGGUUCAGAAGAUUCUGGAUCCCUAUGGUCAUACAUACAGCUUCGAUCUGAAGAUGAGGUGUAUGGGAAAGCCGGACUCUGAACAGGCCGCCCUCAUUGUUAACACCUUCAAUCUGCCCUUUAGUCUUAGUGAGUUUGAGACUCAGCAGGAACAACAAUGUCGCAGUAAAUUGGGUUUUAUUCGGCUGUUGCCUGGAGUGGAGCGACUUCUCAAGCAUCUGAAUGAGUUCAAUGUGCCGAUGGCCAUUGGAAGUGGCAGCUGUCGGGAUUCGUAUAGGAUAAAGACGCGUCGCCAUUCCAGGCUCUUCGAUGUCUUCCACCAUGUGGUCUUGAGUGGCUCGGACGAAGAGGUCAAGGCGGGAAAGCCUGCUCCAGACAUUUUCCUCACCACCGCCUCGAGAUUUAAGGAUUCCCCAGAUCCCAGCAAAUGCUUGGUUUUCGAAUCUUCACUGGUGGGAAUGGAGGCUGCCCUAGCUGCUGGAAUGCAAGUGGUUCUCGUUCCCGAUCCUCUGGUCUCCAUUCGAGCAAGUGCUCCGGCUACCCUAAGACUGCGAUCAUUGGACGGCUUCAAGCCUCAGUACUUUGGACUACCACCUUUGUAAAAAUAGGCGGAUAUAUAAGUGUUUUGUCAGUAACUUACAAAAAAUUAAUCAAUACACUGUAAACGUAUUAAAUAAAGAAAAUAUUUUAGUAA
Drosophila biarmipes is the source of this 821-nucleotide messenger RNA. Its product is annotated as probable pseudouridine-5'-phosphatase. Gene Ontology annotation, molecular function: phosphatase activity. The coding region runs from base 7 to 729 and encodes 240 amino acids. The transcript has a single exon. The record is from RefSeq and is a predicted model, not a curated record. Lineage: Eukaryota; Metazoa; Arthropoda; Insecta; Diptera; Drosophilidae.